UUUCAAAACCCCAUAACAAAAUCAAAUCUCCUUUCCUUAGCUGUUAAACACAACACAUUAUACAUAUACAUACAUGAAUCCCAAUACAUUUAUUUCUAUCUCAACUGUUUGUGUACAAUCUGAACUACUACCACUACUACUAGAUUGACCCAAAUGAAUGAAUGAAACCUGGGAUUUCAAGAUUUUAUAAAAAUCUUUCAUGCAAUUCAAUUAAUCUGAUCUGUUUCAUCUAUUUAAACCAUAAAUCUUGUAAACCAAUUUCAUAAUAGGCCCUUCAAUACUCAUGGGAUUGUUGAUUUCAGCUCAUAAAUUAUAAGUACUGAUUUCUCAUCUGGGAUUUGCUGUUCUUGGAUUUUAGUAGUGAAUCAAAGAGCAAAGAACAUGGCUCCUGGGGGUAAUGUUUACCAGGAUGUCACUGAAUCGCGCAGUGCACUUGCGGAUUAUGGCGUCAAGUCUGCAAAUGUAGAAGGAAGAAGUGGCCUCAGAUUAUGCGGUCCUGCUGUUAGAAGGCCCGGAAUGGCAUCAAACAGUGCCGUUCACGAGCUACUCGAGUGCCCUGUGUGCCUAAACAUAAUGUGCCCGCCCAUUCAUCAGUGUCCAAAUGGGCACACAAUAUGUCUUGUUUGCAAAACUAAGGUGCAUAAUAGUUGCCCGAUAUGUCGGCAAGAGCUUGGAAAUAUAAGGUGUCUGGCCUUGGAGAAAGUAGCAGAGUCCAUUGAGUUGCCUUGCAAGUACCAUUCUUAUGGUUGCCAAGAUAUUUUACCAUAUCAUAACAGGAUGAGACACGAGGAGAAUUGCAAGUAUAGGGGGUAUAAUUGUCCUUAUGCAGGUGCAGAAUGUCCGAUCACUGGUGAUAUUCCAUUCAUUGUGGCGCAUCUGAAAACCGAUCAUAAUGUUGAUAUGCAUGAUGGCUGUAGCUUUAACCACCGAUAUGUAAAGCCCAAUCCUCAUGAAAUCGAGAAUGCUACUUGGAUGUUAACCAUCUUCAACUGCUUUGGAUAUCAAUUCUGCCUGCAUUUUGAAGCAUUUCAUUUGGGAACGGCACCAGUUUACAUGGCCUUUUUGCGUUUCAUGGGUGAUGAAAACGAUGCCAACAAGUUCAGUUACAGCCUUGAGGUUGGAGGAAAUGGUAGGAAGAUUAAAUGGCAAGGGAUCCCAAGAAGCAUUCGUGACAGUCACAAGACUGUUCGUGACAGUCUUGAUGGGCUGAUUAUAACAAGAAACAUAGCACUGUUUUUUUCCGGUGGUGAUGGGCAGGAACUGAAGCUGAAAGUGUCUGGCAAAAUAUGGAAAGAACAGUCUUGAGUUAGAACAUGGAACUUCAUUGUAGUCCUUUUUUUAAAUCAUACCCUUAAGAAAAAAGUUUAGCCUAAAAUCGGCAGGGAGUCGUAUUUCGCUGAUAGAUUAUUAAUUCAAAGUAUAUAGUUGCACAUUGGUGGGUGAAUGGUCGUUUGAAUCUGUAGACUAUCAGAUGGUAACUUUAUACAGUAAAAAGAGAGUAUCAUUUGUUUA
This is a messenger RNA of Erigeron canadensis, 1512 nucleotides long. Its product is annotated as putative E3 ubiquitin-protein ligase SINAT1. Lineage: Eukaryota; Viridiplantae; Streptophyta; Magnoliopsida; Asterales; Asteraceae. Gene Ontology annotation, cellular component: cytoplasm. Gene Ontology annotation, molecular function: ubiquitin protein ligase activity; protein binding; zinc ion binding. Bases 382 to 1305 code for a protein of 307 amino acids. The record is from RefSeq and is a predicted model, not a curated record. Gene Ontology annotation, biological process: ubiquitin-dependent protein catabolic process; multicellular organism development. The transcript has 4 exons.